This is a messenger RNA of Alternaria alternata, 3105 nucleotides long. RefSeq lists its product as hypothetical. NCBI's taxonomy places the organism in Eukaryota, Fungi, Ascomycota, Dothideomycetes, Pleosporales, Pleosporaceae. Gene Ontology annotation, biological process: DNA-templated transcription; regulation of DNA-templated transcription. Bases 271 to 2964 code for a protein of 897 amino acids. Gene Ontology annotation, molecular function: DNA-binding transcription factor activity, RNA polymerase II-specific; zinc ion binding; DNA binding. The record is from RefSeq and is a predicted model, not a curated record. The transcript is spliced from 8 exons.
CUUCUGAAAGGUGUAAGUCUUAUCCCCCAGUAGCGGCACCUUCACAACCACACGUUCGCGUUUACAGAAGUGGACUACUUCUUGUCUGAAUCGUCCGCCAGAGCCACUCAGCGCUGUGCUUCUUCAACUACUGUGUGUCACCGGGUCCCUUCGCGCGCCAUACCGUCCUGGAGACCUGUUUCCCCUCAUACCUCUAUUACCGUACGAGGUCUACGGAGACCUUGCCCGGAACUCAACACGUGACUUGUUCGCUUCUUUGGAAGCGGAUUUAUGCGCGAGCUGCAUCUGCAUUGGCAGUACGGGUCCUCUACUGGUCUCCAAUCGUCGUCAGCCUGUGCUAUGCAGCAAAUCCCACUUGGUCAGUCCAGCGAUGGACAGGGUAGGAAGACCGCGAUUCAAAAGACGGCGCCGCAGCAGGGUAACGAAAACUCGGAGAGACCCGACAGAGAAGAAAGAGUAGCAAGAGCAUGCAAAACGUGCCGUAAACGAAAAGUCAGGUGUUCUGGUGAUACACCGCGUUGCGCCAACUGCGAACGCAAUAACCUGGCGUGUGUGUACGAUCCAGCACGGCGAGAUCGCCUAGGAGAGGCCAUGCGGCUGAACAAAAAUCUCCUCAAUCUCCUGAAAGACCUCAAGGGGCGCGUCGAUGAUGAAGAUAGGAAGAUCAUCAAUCAGACAUUACACGAUGUAGAGGAUGAUUUGGUCUCGUCGGGUUCAUUGCAGUCCGUAAGAAUGCGGGGAAAGAGACCGCGCGAUCAUUCACCGACACGUCAAGAUGAGAAUCAUAGUGACCACGGAGAGGCCUUCGUGACAGCCUCAGUGGGAUCCAACGAAGACCUUGACUUCCUAGAUGAAGAUUUGAUGCGUGAUCCGCAUGCAAGAGAAACCGGCUAUAUGGGUCAGAACUCUGAGGUCCAAUGGCUACGGAGCGUCCAGCGCCAAGCAGAACGCGGCAACACAGAUCCCCGUGGUCAACGGUACGGCCCCCCUGGUGCGAGUACUGAAGCGAUCGAUGAACGAUCCGACGCUCUACAUGAACGGAGGCAGAAUGCUAGACCAGGAUCGAUGCACCAUAUCACGGACGCGACUUUCUAUCUUGACAGCGACGACAUCGAGAUUGACAUUGCGGUGGACCCUAGGGAGAUGCCAAGCCCAGAGAUCGCCGAGAAGUUCUUUGCUUGUUACAUGGACACUGUGCACGGUACAUUCCCACUCAUGCCUGCCAAUUUCGAGGACCAAUUUCGCCGCUAUAUCCAAGCUUCUAAACAUGGGCACCCGUUUUUCGUACCCGACGGAUGGCGUGCAACCAUGAAUUUGCUCUUCGCGAUUGGCGCAAAAUAUUCACACCUUGUUGGCGCAGAGUGGAGAGGCGACGAGAGGGACCAUCUGAUAUACAUGACAAGAGCAGUCCAGCUUCUGGGUUUGAAAGACACUCUGACCUUUCUUGCAGCUCCCAGCCUAGACAAAAUCCAAGCUACAGGAACGUUGGCCUUUUACUUCCUUGUAAUUGGGCAUGUGAGUAGAGCAUGGAUUAUGAUAGGACUUUCUAUCAGGCUUGCCUUGGCGCUCGGUCUGCACUUGCGCAACGAGGACACUUCAUUGAGUGAUUCCAGGAGGGAGCUGCUGGUAAAAACAUGGUGGUGUUUGCACUCAAUAGAAUGUCUCGUCUCUUCUAUCACCGGCCGUCCUCCAGCCAUCGGGAACGAGGAUUGUACUGUAUCCUUGCCACAACAACCCCCCGAAUCGCCAACCCGACAAACAUCUCGCAUUCGCACCAACUACGGCUCGCCUCAGACCACGGCAAAUAAUAGAGCUUCCGAGUCUAGCAAACGAAAGACAGACAAGAGCCACUAUCUCCAUACGUAUAUUACCCUGACUAUCAUUCAACAAAAGGUCCUUCUCAGUCUGUAUUCACCUCGAACUGCGGUACAAUCUUGGCAGUACGUUCAAACGAAAAUCACGGAGUUACUCAAGGAACUAGAAAUCUGGGUGCAGACGGCUUUACCACCUGAGGACGCCCGUCCCAGUUCUUGGACUCAACGAUCCGAUCUCAACCGUGAGCGGUUCCUGCUCAGAAUCUACUAUUGGAGUACGAAAGUUCUUAUUACUAGACCUUGUCUAUGCAGAAUCGAACGGAGGAUAGCAACGGAGAGUUCGAAGUCCAUGAACUUCAACACCGACACUGCCGAGACUUGUGUCGAAGCAGCUCGACAGAUGGCAAUGCUGUUUCCCGAGCAGCCAGAUACAGGCUUUAUCUACUCCCAAGGGCCAUGGUGGAAUGUGGUUCAUAUCAUUAUGCAAGCUUUAGCCGUACUUCUGCUCGAGAUGGCCUAUGAGGGCAAGCAUCUGAAAGACGAGAAAGCCGAUAUCCUUGCGUGUAUCAAAAAGAUGAUACGCUGGCUUCGGGCUAUGAAAGCGAACGACCCAGUUGCGGCUCGUGCUCACGACGUCGUUUACAAGAUUCUGAAUAGCUGCUCUCCAGUUCUUCGGGAGCAGGUGAAGGAGUUGACUGACGAUGAUAGUAAUUGGACCUCGCAGCCUGCGCGGCCGGCCCGUUUCGGUGCAUCCUCUACGUUUCAGUCACAGUCAACUUCAUGGGAUACACCAAGCGGUACAGGUUUCUCGGAAGAGAUGCCGCCAAACUACCCACCCCCACUAUCCCAUGAUCAUCUCGUGAAUCCGCUGCUCCAAUAUCCUUUACCCACACAACAACCAACACCUUCUGCUUUUGGUAAUCCAUUCUUCACAAGCUUCGACCAAGGAGUGCCUAUUGUUGAAAUGCAACAAUUGUGGUGGCAUUCAGCGCCUUUCAGUAAUCUGGACUGGGAUGCUUCCGAGAUGAAUCUAUCGCAGCAGCAGCUCAUGCAACAACAGAUGCAGCAGCAAAUGCAUCACCAGAUGCAACAGGGCGAUCCCAUGGAGCUAGAACAUGAAGGAGGCGAUUUUUCGGAGCCGCCUAGUUAGCAGUUGGGUGAAGUGAUGACCCAAACCCAUUUCUCUUGUCAUCGGCUAUGUAAGGGACUCUAGAUGUCCGAACAGAGGUAGCUUAGUUCACGACACAUACACGGAGACAACCCAGUUAGAACUGGUUUCCACUCGAAACAG